AUGAUACCUUUUUUCAAAGUUCUUCUUGUCGGCGAGACAGGAGUAGGAAAGUCCACCCUAAUUAACGUAUUGACUAAUUAUUUUCGUAACGGUAGCCCUGAUAACAUUAAAACUGCCAUCAAAUCGAAAUACUUCAAAGUUACUGAAGAAGACCUCGAACAUCCAUCCUCCGAAUUUAAUGUGAACGAUCAAACGAGCAGUCAGACAUCUGAAUGCUUUUCGUAUGAUUUUGAACAUCCAACACGUCCUGAAUGCACAUAUAGAUUUAUUGAUUCCCCAGGUCUCGGGGACACAAAUAAUCAAGAUCAAAGAAACUUGGAAUUUAUAGUUGAAAAGGCUGUCAACGAAAAAUAUUUACACGCCAUUGUAUUUGUCGUCAAUGGAAAACAAACUCGAUGUUCAGAAGUAAUAAAAAAUACGAUAAAUGGUUUCAACAAUUAUUUGCCAAAAUCUCUCUUGGAAAAUAAUCUUUUUUUAAUAGUUACUCAAACUAAAAAACUUGGAGCAAUCUUCCAAAUAGAUUUUUUUGAAAAGGAAGUAGCAACACCAAAGGAAAUAUUUUACAUGGAUAAUCUAACAUUUUCGUGCAACCCUAAUGAGUGGCGAUCUGAUUCUCAAUCAAAACUUGAAGUUGAACAAAGUUGGGAUGUGUCACAAAAAACGAUUGUUAAUUUUUUGACUGCUAUUGAGAAGAGUGAAUUUAAGUCUACCGAAGACUUUCAAAAAAUUGCAGAAUUUCAAAAAGACUUAACUGCACAAAUUCGAAAAGCUAUUGGAGAAAUCAGCAAAAUUAAUGAUGCAAUUAUUCAACUUUUAAAGACCAGAUGCGAAUGUGAAAAACAUGAAAAUAUCUUGGAAAGUAGCAAAAACUAUACGCAAGAGAAAGUUUUUGAGUAUCUUGAGUACAUUCAAACUCCUCAUAAAAAUCUUAUUUGUAUAAAUCACCUUGAAUCAAUUUGCCAUGAAAAUAGUCCAAAUUGGUUUGUUCGCACGUGUAAUCGUAUCAACUUUUUCAGUGGAACAUGCAGAGAAUGUGGAUGCGGAUGGUCAGACCAUGACCUACAAAAGUACAAAAUCGUUAGACGCCGUGAAACAUUCAAAGAAGUGAUUAAUGAAUUGAAAAUCAAAUAUGAUAGAGAGUUUAGUAACUCAAUUAAUUUAAAGGCGGAGGAAAAAAUAAGAUGUUCAGUUCUCGAAAUUUUAGUAAAGGGAGUUGAAAUGUGCUAUAACAGCAUUCAACAUGAUAUCGAAUCAUUAAAACUUAUUAGUAAAUUUAACUUUGAUGGAAGUUUACGAUGUGCCUUCGAUAAAUUAAAGGCUACAGCUGAGAAUGUCUUAGACGAAAAUCUCAAGACAAAGCAACUUAAAAAGAUUUCUGAGAUUGAGGAAUUAU
Molecule: messenger RNA, 1393 nt
Organism: Racocetra persica
Lineage: Eukaryota; Fungi; Glomeromycota; Glomeromycetes; Diversisporales; Gigasporaceae
Source: the annotation of a GenBank genome assembly